Molecule: messenger RNA, 6105 nt
Organism: Trichobilharzia szidati
Lineage: Eukaryota; Metazoa; Platyhelminthes; Trematoda; Strigeidida; Schistosomatidae
Source: the annotation of a GenBank genome assembly
GUAGAUUUGUUGAGUUCUCGACCCUACUUUCAACACUUUUCACAUGUUAAUAAAUACCUUAUUUAUUCGUAGCUCUCUUAUGGAUUUACCGACCUGCCCAUGUUGCCUCACUGAGCGGAUAUAGGUAAAACUGAUUAAUCUCCCCGAAAAUGUCAAGCAUUGCAACUUCUGGUGUCGUUCCUUCACAAAUUGUGGGAAAUAUUGCCGAAGGUACAAACUCGACUCUUGUUCAGAAGCCACACAAAAAUGUUCAGGAUUAUGAGUCGGAUUCAGAGUCAGAUACCUCCACAGACAUUGAGGAUGACUCAAGCGAUGAUGAUAAGCGGCUGGCUGACAAUCCAAUACUAAAGGAGCGCUUAAAGCAACUUGAUAGAUAUGCUACUCCUAUAAAACAUCAUACCCAUUCUCCAGUUCAGAUAAUAGAUCAGCAUCCUAUUCCAGGAAUAUAUGCCACAAACGUGCCACCGGAUAACACACCUAAUAAUGGUUCACUUUCUAUUCAUGGAAAGUCAAGUGGACCUUCUGAGCUGAUGGAUAGCAGUCUAACACCUCCUGAAUACCGUUCUCACCAGUUUUCUGCUGCUGAGUCCCCUACCCCUUGCAGUAGUUCCGCUUCCCUGGGCACAUCCAUUACUUCUAAACAUAAUCUUUCCCCACCAAAUACCAUUUUGGGAACAAGCACAAAUGUUUCUGGACCGAUUUCGCAACAUGAAAUACCAGAUGUAUCUGUAUAUGCACAUUCAUCAAAUUCUUUAUCAUGUAAGUCUAGUGAAAUUCCAUCCACAUACACAUAUGGUCAAUCUCUUAAUUCAUCUAAUUUAAUUCAUUCGACUGAUGUAUGUUACAAUGAAGUUGGAGACAAUCAAGCUUGCGUUUGUGAAGUUUGUCAUGUUGUUUAUGCAAACCGGUCUUCCCUUCGAAGCCAUAUGAAAAAGCACUUAAAUCAAAGUAUUAAACGACACCAGUGUGAUCAGUGUCCUUAUUCUACACAGUAUGGCAAGAACUUAUUUAAGCAUAUAGAAUCAAUGCACACUGUUGAUAGCUGUCAAGAAUAUCGCUGUGAAGGCUGCACUCGAUCUUUUACAAAUGAGGAUCUUCUUCGGGAUCACGACUGUAUUGUAACUCAGUAUAACACCUAUCGGUGUAGUGAGUGUGGCAGAGUAUUCAAGACAAAAUUGCGUUUGAAGUAUCACGCAGAUGUACACAACCCUCGGAAGCCUUAUGUGUGUGACAUAGAUGGUUGUGAUCGGGCAUUCCGUACCCCGAAAUAUCUCAAAAACCACCGAGAUGAGUUUCACAGAAUGCAUCCCAAAAACUAUGCUUGUCCUGUAGGACAAUGUGAUCUAAUCUUUCAUCGGAAAACCCACUUAAAGCGUCAUAUCGCCACACAUGAUGAUUCUGAAAAGAAAUACCAAUGUCAAUGGCCUAAUUGUCAACGACGAUUUUGUACUGAAGAAACGUUGAAUCUUCAUCAUAGUAAACAUACUGGUGAAAAGCCUUUUAAUUGUUCCCUGUGUUUGUAUAAUUGUUAUGAUAAACCAAGUUUAAAUGAACAUUAUCAAGUCAAUCAUUCAAAAGACGCAAAUUUUGAUUAUAAUUUCAAAGAUCUUAUUCAUCGAAUACCAUCAACCACGCAUUCGUCACAAUAUCUGUCAGAGACACAAGGUUACAGAGGAUCCUGUGGUGGUGGUGAUGAUGAUCCUAGAGCUUUCGUAGCACGAACAUCUACACCUGUUUCAACUGUACGUCAUAGAAUGGCUGAUAUCUUAGACUCGUGUACUCCUGACAUUCCUGGACCUCUUGAUGCAGAGAUUAAUGGAAUUUUAGAUAGCCUGGAUAAAGAAUCAGAUCUACCAGACUUAUUUAGUAACGGGACUUUGGAGAUGAAUCGUUCAGGUACAGAGCAAAAUUUUACAAACAACGCAAACCUCAACUCUACUGUGCAGGUUUCUCCAUAUCGUCAGAAUAGUCAAUCAUCUUGCCUAGCUACCUUACCACCGUCAUCUUCAGUUAAUUCUGUCAAUGCAGAAUCUGGAACAUCUGAAUCAAGUCUGACAUCACUUUUACCUAAUAUUCUUUCUGAACUUCAGCGUGCAGAACUAUCUGGAUCUAAUGAAGAAUUUGAAAAGGUGAAAUCACAUGUUUUAUCUGUACUCCCGACAUUUGUGAUUGGAGACAAGUUAAGUACACAGAUUAACGAAAUAGUCGAUGAAGUUAAUGAUGCCCUAUUGGACCAACCACUUCACGUUAUACGAGCAGCUUUUUAUACAACUCGCCCUUUUAAUCGAGAAGAAUUAUACAUGAUUGAUUUAUUGGAACAGCAAAUGUUAUCUGAGUCUUCUUCUUUAACAGCUCCAAAUCCGCCUAGAAGACGUGGUAGGCGUCCAAAAUUGCAACAACAAUUACAACCCUACCUUCAACGUAUAUUCUCCUUGGAGUCUGGUGCAGCCGAAUCUAUGGCAUCGCAUCUAGUGAAUGCUUCACAAAAAGAAAAGUAUAUCAAUCAUUAUGGUUAUUAUAGAAGUACUGGAUUUGGAAGAGGUAGAGGUCGUGGUAAAUCCGGUAAACAUCCUCCACCUCCUCAUCCGGUAUCGAAUGUAAAACCACCAUCGUCUGAUGGAUCAAUGUCGAAGAAUAAUCCUUAUAAUCAGUCGGUUUAUCAUCAUCAUAAUUCAGGAGGAUUAAACAUGUGCACUAAUGGUGUAGUGAAAAGAGGUCGAGCGGAUAGUUGUUGUACACAAGGCGAAUAUUGUAUUGAACAAAUAUCCGAUGAUAUGCAUUCUAGCUUUCCUAAUGACAUUAACUCUACAGAACAGUAUCAUAGUCGUCCAGGCGUAAUGCAUACUUCGAAUCAUCCGAAUGACUUGCAUACAACACAUACAGGAAUGUUUCUAAACAGCUAUAAUUAUUAUUCAACUAGAUUUCACUGUCCGUCUGAAAUAAAUCGGCUAGAUAUGAGUAGAAUAUCCCAAAAUUCCAAUGAGGAUGAAUUGAAUGAAAGUGAAGACGAUACUCCUACUACUACUACUUUUAAUAAUAAUAGUAAUAUGACACAUCAAUUUAUGUAUAAUCAGAGUAGAACUGUAACUGAUCAUGAAGACCAUAAAGGAAGGGAUUAUGAAAUGCAGAACGACACACAGAAUAACAAUAAUAAUAAUAGAAAAAAUAGUUCACAUAAUGAAAAAGAUUUCAUGAGUCAAGAUACAAUUGGUGAAAUGUUGGAAGAUUUAGGCGUUAUUGUACAAAAGAUUGGAGAACGUGCUGUGGCAAGAAAACAGCAUCAUCAUCAACAUCAUGCAGAAGGGCAACCUCUUAAUCUCUCUGACUUUGGAGGUGGCAAACAACCUUGUGAUUCUAUGAGUAAUCGGCAUUUUUUUCACAGGAAUGAAACAAAUUCACAGUCUAUCCAACUGCCGUCAAUGGCAACACUGGCAUCAGGUGGUGGUAGUGUAGAUACACCUCCUAGUGUUGAAGAGACUAGUAGUAUUUCAAAUCCUGAAACUCCUCAUAUGUCUGCAGCAUCCUAUCAUGCCCUAUCAUCUUUAAAAUCAUUUAAUGCAUAUAAUCAAACAGGUAUGUCACUGUCAGAUGGUGGUACUAAGAACACGGCAGUUCCAGGCAGUACAUCUGCUAGUAUUUCAAAUACUUCUUCACAAGCAGUGUAUAAUUCACUAACGAAUAAUUAUCAUCGAAAUGCACCAAUGUGGUCCUGUGAGUCUAUGUGUUUCUCAUCUACUCGUGAAGAUGAACUUAGGAAGUCAGAUCAGACUCAUAUAACUAAUAAUUUUAAUCCCCAGAUGAGAAAUUCACAGUCUACAAGAGACUACUCAAAUAAACCGAAUGGAGAUAUGCACCAAAGUUACUAUCCAAAAGACUUAAGCACCAGAGUUCAGCCUUUCGGUUCUCGUUCUGACUCUAUGCAUCAGUCACAGCAUUCACCGAAAGAUUUCACCCGAUCAUCUGAAUCUAAUGAUCCUAAUUUCAAUGAUAUCAUAUCUGGAUCAUUAAGGAAUCAUCAUCCAGCUCAUUUACCUAACAAGGUUUCAUCAGGUUCUUUGAUAUCUACAGCUGAGGCAGUUGAUCACUUACGUUCUCUGUCUGCUUUAGGAGCAAAGUAUACAGCAUGUCUUGAAAUGCAACAAGAAGAAAGUAGAUAUCAGUCGAAUCAACAACGUUUGUUUCCUGAAGAUUAUGCCUACAAUCAGUCACGGAUUCACUCAUCAGAUGCUUCAUUGCGACGUAAUCCUACAGAACAAGGCGGUGAAUCAUUAGUUUCCUCACAAAUGUCGCAUAACUCUGCUCGGAUUCCAACAUCAAAUAUCCUUGGGUAUAAUAUGCCAUCAGCACUGAACAAUCUCCUUUAUAGUGGUCAAAAGCCGAAUGAAUAUGCUGUAUCAUUAUCCAGACUAACUGGCAAUGGACCCUCUCGGGACAAUCCUAUGAACGCAGAUAUUACAACUACUAUGGCAGCCCCUACUAACUGUGCUAGUGGUACUAGUAGUAGUAAUAUUACGCAUAAUGAUGCAGAUUCUUCACCAGCUGUCAGAUCUUCUGGCUUCGGAAAUCACAAUUCAGAUGCAUUUGGUACUUUGAGAAACUAUUCAUCCGCUGCGUCUGUCGCUGCAGCCUAUCAUCAUCAACAAUUAUCGUCAUCGUCAUCAUCAUCACGUUGUGCCAAUAACAAUAGCAAUAAUUCUAUGAGUCGUGGUGAUCUGUCAGGACAUAACAGUUAUGCCAGUAAUCCUGCUCCUUCAUCUGCAGGAUCAUCAUCAUCAGCGUCAUCAUUAUCGGCAUCGGGAUCACUAACUCAUCCCUCCUCUACGGCAUCAUCGUCAUCUCCACCCCUGUCUGUACGAUCUAGUCUACAAGAACUUUAUCAACAUCAUCAUCAUCACCACCACCACCAACAACAACAGCAGUCGACUGUCAGACCACCAAUUCAGGAGUUAACAACUCGACAACUUUUAUCUGAAGCAGCUGCAACAGCGGCUUAUGCACAUGGCUUAGGUCGAUGUGAUGGACAAGGUUUUAAUGGAUUGCCUGUUAUUCCAUCUGGACAACAAGGAGACAACACCGAUGCCUUACAACGUAGUAGUAAUAAUAACAACCAGUAUAAUACUGGAUUUCCAUUCUCUUCAAAUCAAUAUCGUUAUCAGUCAUUUGAGAAUAAUCAAUACACUACUAAUACUACUACUACUACACAAUCAUCAGUAUCUUCUAACAAUCGAUUAGUUAGUGAACAACAAUUAUCGCAUAACAACAACAACAACUCAACUACUGAAUACUGUUCAAAUUCAAAUACAAACUAUGUAGAACACAAUCCUGAUGGUCGUAGUAUCACUACUACUACUACGACGACUACGCCUACUACUAUUACUAAUACAAGUCUACGUGAUAAUUAUUCCCUUUAUCCUUCCCAUCAUCUUCGUCAAGCUUCUACUACUAUGCAAAACACAUUAGGUAAUAAUAGUAGGUCGAUGGUAGAACAUGCUCAAGUGAAUAAUAACACGGCUACUGCAAGUCAACAGCUUGCUCAUUCCAUUCAUGAAGUAUCUGGUCUAGCAGCCGCCUAUGCCUACCAUCAGUAUCAUCAACAACACCAACAACAAGCUGCUCAGGUGACGCCUACAAAUCGUCAGCAUCAUCAAAUCCCUCAAGCUCAAUCAAUACCACCACCCCAGCCACCUCCAAGUGCACAUACACAUUAUCAAAAUCUAUUAGGUCAAACUAAUCGUCCUCCCUACAACACUACUACAGCAGCAGGCCAUUUAGAUGAGGAGAGUUUAUCUCAUCAUCAUCAUCAUAAUAGAGAAUUAACAGCAGUAGUCCCACACCAGUCGUCACACACUGUACAUUCAUCAGAAAGACAUGAUCCAAAAUCAGCUUAUCUAGCUGAAACUUAUCGAAAUGCUCAACAUAUUACUACGACACCAGGAAGAUUUUUCUUCUGAUUUUAUCAUUAUUGGUGUUCACAACAACUCGACAUUGUUUCACCUUUUAUAAAGUAUAAUAAUGUGUACACAAGCCCACAGCAUACUGUGAAAUUUCAUUUUUUUUUCUCUUCUUUUCUUAUGAAAUUAUAGAUUUACUGUUUUGAAACCACUC